Molecule: messenger RNA, 605 nt
Organism: Mya arenaria
Lineage: Eukaryota; Metazoa; Mollusca; Bivalvia; Myida; Myidae
Product: D-galactoside-specific lectin-like
Exons: 3
Coding region: 103-453 (116 amino acids)
Molecular function (GO): carbohydrate binding
Source: RefSeq, a predicted model, not a curated record
AAAUGCAACGAUGGUUGGCAAACGUUUCAGUCAGCGUACAAAAUACAUGCACGGAAGUCAAUAUUACUCAUAAUUGUGGACAGUAUUGUGAUAAAUUGCAAAAUGGGCAAAAUUUCUCUUCUUCUGCUUGCUGUAUUCGGAUACUUGGCACUAAGCGGGGUGGUCGGGGACGUAAUCGUAUGCGAAGAUUCAACGGUCUACUUGUCAUGUCCCGAGGGCCAACAAAUAGCGGUGUACAACGCCAACUACGGGAGGACCAGGAAUGCAACCAUCUGCCCCCAUCCGCAAAUCAAAAGCCUAAGCUGCUUCUCGUCUGGUUCCUUCACCAUAGUCAAGGACAGUUGUAACGAGCAACAGGAAUGCAUUUUGAAUGCAUCAAACUCGGUGUAUGGAGAUCCGUGCGUCGGCACGUUCAAGUACCUGGAGAUUCAGUACACAUGCAUCUCUGCAUGAAAAACAUGAUGGCAUUGAAAAUAACUUGAUUUGAACUUUAUCUUUUUGUUUGUUUUAUUCUUUGUUGGACUAAAACAACAACUUUAAAUAUGAAGCUAUAUGAACUAUUGCUUACUGUAAAAUGUGAUAAUGCAAAUAAAUAUACAACUGGC